Rhopilema esculentum is the source of this 6143-nucleotide messenger RNA. Its product is annotated as WD repeat-containing protein 54. The record is from RefSeq and is a predicted model, not a curated record. Lineage: Eukaryota; Metazoa; Cnidaria; Scyphozoa; Rhizostomeae; Rhizostomatidae. Gene Ontology annotation, molecular function: protein binding.
CGAGGCUAGACAGCAUAGGCCACUACUUCAUACUGAGUUUCCUGAAUUGUACAACUGGUAUCUUCAGACGCUACUGCUUGCUGCUGGUAGGGCGUACAAAGGUAUGGCUUGUAUCUGAAAAUAAUAACGCAGCCAUAUUGCAAAACACUAGCUGAAAGGGAUCGUGUUUUCCGUAGCCAACCAUUUUUAUAAAAUCAAUUACACCUGCACGUGCAACGGGCCCAGGUGUGUACUCGUACGGGAAGGCCAGUUUUUUGUGGAAAAGCAAACAGUCUCGGUUGCCUUGGAAAUAGAGGACCAUUUUGAAAAAACAAAAUUCUAACAAUGUACAAGAGAGGAGAUUCUGUUCAAGUGAAGUCCAGUGCAUCAAUUUUAUGCAAUAACUUGGAUGUUUUCAAAAGCUCAGGCAAACCUGUAGAUGAAUGCAAGCUUGCAGUUAUUCACAAGUCUCUUGUUUGGGUUUUUGUCCCUAAAGAGGUUAAAUUGAAGCAGCCAACGGAUGGUGCCCUUCCGUAUAAGCAAGUUCACUGUAAAGGGGAAAAUAUGCAUUCUGCUUCAAAUAUUUUACAGGCUAAAUGGUGCUCUUUGCCACAAAGAACUCUGUUAAUAUUAGCAUCAGUUAGAGGAGUGCAGAUGUUUGAAGAUGAUGGAGCUGUUAUGGUAUUUUGGCAAGCACUAUCACCUAAUCCAACUGAAGGACAUGCACAGUUUGCCAGAGGCAUAUCAUCUGUUGGGGAUGAGCACAUCUGUAUUGGAACUGCAGAUGGCCAUAUUUUAGUUUUUUCUGUGCCAACAAAAGGCCCAGCUGUGAAACUGCAGGAGACUCUGGACGAGCACUCGUGUAGCAUUUGUGACAUAGCUUCUGAAGGAGACAGAAUGGCCACAUCAGACGAGAGUGGAAAAAUCAUACUAUGGAAGGCUGGUGGUCAUUUUGUGAAAUUGAUAGAGAUUAAUGGAUAUGGCUACCCAUGCUCGUCGCUGUGCUUUAUGGGUGAUCUUAUCAUUGGAGCAUAUGGCUCUGGGCAUAUUCGCGUAUUUGAUAGCAAAACUGGCAGUAUUCAUUGCGAAGUAUGUGCACAUUCUAGAUGGAUCAAUGCUAUUGAUAUAUCCAAGAAAACAGGCCUGCUUCUUUCUGCCUCAGAAGAUACUUUCGCAAAAGUUUGGAAAGUCACAGCCAGUCCUUUUAAUUUUGAGUUCCUGUUUGAAGAAUCGAUAUCCGACGUUCAGCUGGCUGGCGCGAAAUUCCUCGAUGACGAUGGUAACUCCUUUGCAGUAACUGGGUAUGAUUCCUGCGACGUAGCUAUAUUUAACAAGUGAGCCCCAGGCAAGUCUUCAUAAACAAUUAUUACAUUAAGUCGAAAUACAGUCUUUUAAGGCAAUAACGGGGGUUGGUAUUCUUCUUCAUAAUAAGACGGUCAUGUUACCAUUGCUUUAAUUGAAUUUAAACUACACUCCUGUUGUAGUUGUAUUGUGGAAAUCAGGUAUAACGAACUGCUCGCUAUUACGAACCUAACGCCGGCCUCUUUUAGUGCUUCCUAUAUAAUGAACCCUCAGUAUAACGAACCCCCGCUAUUACGAAUUUUUGACUUGGUCCUUACGUAGCAGGAUUCCACUGUAGAUGUGUUGUCAAGUGAAGCUGACUAAUUUACAUUUGCGUUGUUUGAUUUUCAAAGCUCAACCUGUGCAAUAAAACUAAUUUUAAUUCUAUUCUGACCCGAGCUUAUGGUUACCAGAUUCUGUUUUCCAUGAUGCAGGGCAGUAUGGAUCAUUUCUACUUUUAAACCGUUUUGAAAUGUCGAGGAAAUAUCCCUUGUUGUCCCUUUUUGGGAAUUUAAUAGUCAAUGGGGGGGGGAUUGUAUUUAGUCUGUUAUCAAUAUUUGCUUCUUGAGGAUAUAAUAUUUAAAAUAAGCAUUAAUUAUUUUUAAUGUUACUGAUUAGGUACAGUAAGUAACUUAAUUGAAAUUGUGCAAAUAUGAAAAACAGGUAAACUCAACUUUCUUCGUCUUUCGCUCUCAGAAAAUCCAUUAGGGGGGGGGGGCUAUGAUAUCAAAGAUAAUGGUGGCAAACUGCAUAAGGUGCCCCCUCACUUUUCUAGAGUCCCCCUCCCCCAACUCUGAAAUGUGCUUAUAGUUUUGCCUCAAGCUGCUACAGCUCCUUAAGUCCGUUGUUUGAAAGAUUGCCAGAGGGUCAUUUUAAACCAUAAUUUCUUAUUGCUUAUUGCCAUGUCACUUUUCAACAACUUAAGUAUCCAACGGUCUUGUUUCGUUUGCUUGAGAUUUUCAUGUCUAGAAACUAUUGUGGUACUUUCCAUAGAAAUGUUGGAGUAUUUAUUAGUUAACCUCCCUUGACCUUGUUACCUUGAAUGGCAAAUGCCAGGAAUGCCGUUAUUUUCUGCCCCAAGCAAUUGUCAUUUGGUAAUGUUUAAAUCCGCCCUCAUGGAAGUAAAAUAUUAUCUUUAAUAGGGUUAAACUUGCGGGAACGUAAAAAUAAUUAUGAAUAAAUGGUCCAAAGUUUUAGAGCUAUUUGUGUCCUCGCUCGAUCAUAUUCUUGUCAGCGCUUGGUUCCUGCCUUCUAAUUGCGCCUCCAAACCCUCCAAUAUUGUCACAUGGAAAUACAUUUGGAUCAUGUUAGUCCACUGCAAUUUUAUUUCAUCAAUGUAGUACAAUCACCUUAAAAGUAGGCAUAUAUGACUUGUAGGGCCAGCGUUUGUAAUUUUUGGGUUUCCUCGCUUGAUGACCCAAUCCUUCCAGAAUUGGUACGGGCAUGGGGUUUAUAGCUUCUAGUCAACAAUCAGAAUGGAGUUUCAGAAUCAGUUGGAAAGAUGAGAAAGCCAAAUAAAAGUUAGUCAAAGAAUUGGAUAUCUUUGAAGGAAUUGACUGGGUGCCGUUGACACCCAAUAAUGGAUAGAUGUCCUUCAAACUACCCAAGAUUGGUUACAGGAGCUAGAAAUGUUACCAGUGACUCUCGAUUUCCCGGAAGAACCAUAGCUCUGUAAACAGUUCCAAGUCGGAUGGGAACAGUUAAUGCGAAUUCUUAUAAAGUUGUUACUAAAAAGUAAUGCUAUCAAAGGACAUAGUCAGCAGGAGAAUAGAAAACUAAGCGUGGAUGACGUCACACAGUAGAGUAGUUUUGUCAAAUUACAUAGUUCGUGAGGAUAUCAUGUAUGCUGUUGCAAUGAAGUUUCACACGGAUAAUUAGCAGCAGUUAAUGAGCCAAUUAUGUUUCACUUUUUGCGGAGGAGAUCCGGGGAUGUCUCACCUCCCCACCUCAAUCCAACUCAGGAAGCAACGUAGUGGCUAAUUAUCGCAACCGUUAUAUUUAUUGAAUAUGGUUUGUUAGCAAAGGGGCUGAGCUGUUUCGGAAAUUGCGAAAUGACUGACAACUUAGGUUCCAUUGUGGACAGACUUUUAUGAUAUUCAAGAACUCCCUUUUCUAAAAUCAAACAGCUGAAUAUUUUUUAUCGCCCCACCCAUAUCUUCUUAUUUUCUGCACAAACCUGGGCAAGGUCAAGCUAAUUAGCCUCCUUAGAAUUUCACGUCAUCGACAGUACCUAAUGCUUGCCAAAUUUUGAGAGUAAUUAUAACUGAAUUUCUCCUCCUCUUUAUUGUUACAAUUUUACAAACAAAUAUUAUGCUCUCCUUUCGUUUCAAUCGUGGAUGCUCCGGUAUCGAGAGUCAGGACCCAGUAUUCCCGGCUCAUUAAUAUUUCCAAAGAUGUUUCGGAGUUCCAAGAAAUUUCUUGAUUUUAAUCAUAUCAACCAACGACUUCGAUUCAGUACUUCCGGCCCUAGCUUUGUUUUGAGCUGAUUAAAGCCCACUUUUUGCAUCAUACAUUGCUUUUAAUUCCUAAGUGUUUUACACGUUUUACACAAUCUUCAAACACCACUCAAAGUUAUUUACAGAUUUUGUUUCGUUUAAAAAUACCCAGUGCUUGGGUCACUUGUGUUUCUAAGGCCUUCUUUAGCGAUCAAAGCCACGAAACCAAAAUAUAUUUUUCGUGGUUUUCACCUAAAAUGCCUCGAAUGUCAUCAUAACAAAUGACUUCUAAGUUAAUUUUUUGCAGAACAAUCAUUUUGAUUUUCCACAAAUUUUUCAAUUUUUCAACAAAAAUCAUGUUUGCUUCUAGAGAAUUGCUAUCUUCUUCUUUGUUUUCUAUUUAGAGUAAGUAAUCAACAGUAUCUAAUAAUUUCCAGAAAUGUGACGUCAUCAUUUAAAAGAAGGACUAUUUUUAGUAAUAGAUGCAUAAUCUGAUUUUCCUGAUUGCUCGCCCAGAUAUUUGCUGAAUUCAAAACAUUUUGUAUAACAUACAAGAAAACCAUUCUCAAGAAAACCAUCGCAUUCCAUGCAAAUCUGUCUUUGGUAUGGUGGUUAGAUUGUUAUUUUUAUAUACAUCCAAACAACUGAUAAGAACUUAUUUUUAGUCGCUAGCUAUAUCGCUAAAUAGCAAUAUCAAGCCCUUUGUAUACUCUCGUUUUUAUUAUAAGAAACUUACUGCGAGAAGCAAUUACUCUGCCUUCAGAACAGAUAACGAAAUUUCAGUACUCGAAGCAAAAAAUUCUGAGGAAAUUGAAUAAUGAAAAAAAACAGUGCCCUGAAAUUUCUUGAUUUCUAAUCAUAGUGAUUAGAUGCCAUGGUUGGCAUAAAAUUGUUGUGCCAAACAGUUAGAAUGCUACAGAAGUCCCACAAACUCUUCACAGUCAGCUUCUACUAUCUUCCGUAAUGAAAUGAAAUGCUAUAAUCUUCCAUAAAAACUACUCCCAACAUGAUGAAUGUUAUUCAUGACUCAAAACUUGAUAGAAUGAAAUUAAUAUAAAAAAACAUUUAAGAAAUCCCGAAUACUGAAAUUCGCCUUGGUGUUAAGAAACGAGAGUACUCAAUGCCAACCCUUGUCGUAUGAUUAUGGUUUGUAGAUUCAUUGCUAGUCCCCGUGCUUCUUGCAUUAUAAAAGUGAUCUACAUAUAUCCUAAAUUUGUUAUUGAAUUUUAAAAAGAAAUGUAAGGACCAAACUUUGAUAAAGUGGCUAGGUAGUUACCUCCAUGGAGAGCUAAUGAAACAGUUUUUAGUCGAACGCUAUUUCUGUACUUUUGAGCAUUAUAACUAGCUACCCUUUUCAUGGCUAAACUUGUCCAGAAAAGUCUCGAAAAGUGGAUUACUCUCGGUAAAAAGGAUGGUCAACGUGUGUCUUUUUGUUUAAAAACCAUUUUUUAAUAAGUUUUUUAGGAAAAAAAAUCAAAUUAUUUUAGAACGAGCCUAAAAUGGACCAGAUUACAAAAAAAUUUAAUAUUUGAAACAAGUUGCGUCAUCGGUGAAGUUUAUCAGGUAAAAUUGCCAACUGGAAUAGUUUGUAAGAAGAAACGAAUGUGUGAAAAAUUGACUAAGAUGUUGUUAAGUUAUUUUUGUUUAGUUUUUGUGUGUAAUCUUCAGUUGUUGGGACGAGUGAGUAAAAACUUGCUUUGAAUAUUAUGUUCAAAAUGGGAAGAUACUCCUGGUUAUGGUUAGUGUUCUAACUUCAAUUGAUAAGUAACGGUCAUCAGUUCAGAAUAGGACUCUACUCUUUUUCAUAACAGGACUCUACUCUUUCUGCGAGGGAAGAAGAAAAUAGAAUGGAUAUUGCCAGCCUGGGUGGGGAGUCACAUAUCUGGCGCUAAUCGUGCUUUUAUGCAUUUUCAGGGUCGUGUGAUCACAAUCUCAGUAAAUACCCAGGUCUCCAGGUGUUCUUUUGAAUUUUGUUAGUUGAUCGACGUUCUAAAUAUUUCGAUAUGAAGGCAUUUGAGAAUGCCUUGAUAUUACCUCGGCCAAGGGAGCAUGUAGCUUUGAAAAGAGAGAGUACUGCGCCCACAUGCUGCAUGUUUUGCGGACCGCAGCAAUCUCGUUCAAAACCUUGGUGUUUUUAUUCCAUUGAAAAAUAUUUAACCAAUGCAUGCCCUUUGUGAUAUUGCAGUAAAUGAUCUUUCAUGAAAGAAUUUCACGUUUUUUUGUUCCUGAACAGUAAUUUGUUUCGUAACACUUGUGGAACUCUGCCAAUGUCAAAAGUUAUAAUUUUGGUUUUACAGUUUUGAUCUGACAAACGUAUUGCGGUUGCAUCGUUAAAAUUUUCGGUCAAACCACACAUGUUUGUUUCUCUGUUGUGUUGAAUACGAAACA